Messenger RNA from Penicillium alfredii, 1425 nucleotides. RefSeq names its product Zn(II)2Cys6 transcription factor. The transcript has 4 exons. Gene Ontology annotation, molecular function: zinc ion binding; DNA-binding transcription factor activity, RNA polymerase II-specific. NCBI's taxonomy places the organism in Eukaryota, Fungi, Ascomycota, Eurotiomycetes, Eurotiales, Aspergillaceae. Gene Ontology annotation, biological process: regulation of DNA-templated transcription. The record is from RefSeq and is a predicted model, not a curated record. Bases 1 to 1425 code for a protein of 474 amino acids.
AUGCGCCAAACUCUUCGCCGGUCCUGCGCAGCAUGUGCCAAAUCUAAAGCCAGCUGCGACCUUCGGACUCCACGCUGCUCUCGCUGUGUCAAGCGCGAGGCUCAGUGCGUGUAUGCAAACGAGCCCACGCCAGCGUCACCGGAAACUCUUGGACGAGAGGAUGGCGGGUCUUUAACGACCCUCGAUGGAGUCUCUUUGAGCGGCUACCAAUUCGGGUCCUUGGACCCUUUCGAUUCGUACCCGCGGACGAGACUUCCCCGGGAACACGUUCAACGUCUGAUCUAUAGCUUCCUCCACAAAAUUGCGUUCCAGUAUUAUCCCCUCGACCUCAAUGCAACAUCAAAUCCAUUCCUUAUCUCUUGGUGGCCACUUGCUCUGGGUGACCCGGCACUAUUUCAUGUAUCACUACAGACAGCUUGCCUUGAUGAGGAGCUGUUGGCCCAGAGGGGCUUCCAAGCUUCUGAAAUUCUCAUGGCCGACUCAGUGGCUUUACUUCGACGCAAAGUCGGAGAUGCGUCAUUGGCUGUCCAAGAUGGGACUAUGAAUUCUGUCAUCACCUUGGCCGCGAUUGAAUUUGGCAAAGGCAAUAUCAAAGUUAGUGAGAUGCAUGUUGGCGGAGUUAAAAAGCUGGUCGACAUGAGAGGUGGCAUCAAUUCACUGAGACAGACCAGCCCACUUACCGCAAGAAUGGUUGGAUGGGUAUCAAUGCUCGUUAUGGGCCAUCCCCAAUUCGAAACCCAGGACGACGUCGGCAUUGGGGAGGGUAUACCUCCCAUUCCGGAAUGGCAGCUGGACUCAGGCGUCCUUUAUAAUGAUAUAUCCGAGCCCUGCAUGAUGGACGUCGAUUAUGAAGUCAAAAACGUCUUUAUCCGUCUCCGCAACGUGUUCCAACGAGCACAACAAAUACCCUUCCCAACCACACAACUUCAUGACCUCACGUGUUUCGUCAUCCACCGACUUUUGCUCUCUGCUUCGGACAAGACAAACCCUCUCACCGAGUGCAUUCGCUACACAAUUAUACUUUACAUGUUCACGAUUCACGGCCCGACAUAUUACUCGCAUGCGAUUAUACAAAAUACGAUUGUCACCCGGUUGAUGAAGCAUCUCAUGCAACUUGAUUCGACGCCUAGCAUACACGAAUCACUGGAUGCCUGGUUUGUUGCAAUUGGAAUGGUGGCCUCUAGCGGCACGGCCCAUUACUUGUGGUUUAUGGAGAUAGCACGGGGUAUAGCUGAAUCUCUGCAGCUGAGAGACAGUACCGAUGCUCUCGUCCACAUCAAGAGUGUUCUAUGGCUGGACUCAGCUCAUGGCGAAGAUAUCUUUCAGCCUCAUUGGAAUGCUAUUCUUGAUUAUGCGGGUACAUCUAAAUCACUAGAGUACUCAGUGCAUGUCUCAUCAAGCAGCAUUAGCACAGAAAUUUCAUGA